Messenger RNA from Penicillium pulvis, 897 nucleotides. RefSeq lists its product as uncharacterized. Bases 1 to 897 code for a protein of 298 amino acids. The transcript has a single exon. Gene Ontology annotation, molecular function: hydrolase activity. The record is from RefSeq and is a predicted model, not a curated record. NCBI's taxonomy places the organism in Eukaryota, Fungi, Ascomycota, Eurotiomycetes, Eurotiales, Aspergillaceae.
AUGACCAGUCUUCACUCGCUCUUUAAUCGACAGCGACCAGGGCCAUGGCAAAAGUUUCAGGCCCAGCCAUGCGUCUUUCUCGCACAAGUGCUUUACAAUUGGCGUAAACAUAUCCCAGCUACACCAUUCACAAAGCCCAUUGCAAUCGUCUGUAUCUCCGACACCCACAACACCCAACCCGACAUUCCAGAUGGAGAUAUCCUCAUCCAUGCAGGUGAUCUCACACAGUCCGGAUCAUUUCAGGAAUUGCAGGCCGCACUCGACUGGCUAAACACACUGUCCCAUCGCACAAAAAUCGUGAUCGCUGGCAAUCACGAGCUACUACUCGAUUCAGCAUGCGAUGAUUCAUCCGGCCUCCCAGCCUCUGAACGAGCACAACUCAACUGGGGCGAUAUUAUCUACCUAGAGAACUCAGAAGUAACAGUUGCCCACUCGAACGAUCGUCAAAUUCGAGUCUACGGAAGUCCUUACUCCCCUCGCCAUGGUAACUGGGCUUUUCAAUAUCCCCGCAAUGAAGAUGUAUGGGCUAGCGCAAUUCCAGAUGGAAUUGAUGUGCUUAUUACUCAUGGUCCACCACUUGGGCAUCUUGAUUUAUACAAAUUUGGCUGCCCUCAUCUACUAAAAAUGUUGUGGAGAGUUCGGCCAAGGUUACAUGUUUUUGGACAUAUACACGAGGGCUCGGGAACUGGAUGGAUGUUGUUUGAUGGGCUUCACGAGGCGUUUGAGUCUACUGUUGCUGCUGGAGGGGGGCUCAUGAAUCUUCUGCUUACGGGCGUGGAAUUUGUCAAGACUUUUCUUCGCCCUGCUGUGGAAGCGAGGUGUUUGCUUGUGAAUGCAUCUGUUGUUGGGGGUUUAAGGGAUGAGGAACGUAGGGAGCCAGUCAAGGUCUUUAUUUAA